UUUUUCGAUCUCCUAAUUACUAUUUUACAUUUCAAGCUUUUCUGCUUCCUCAUAUCUCUCUAUAUAUUGCUUCCUUUAGUUCUAAGUCAAGACUUUUAUAAUUAAGGUAAGAGGGUCAUCGUGGAAGGAUUUGUAAAUUUUCUCAACUCAACUCUCACCAUGAGGACCAGUUGCUUCCUAAGCCUUCCCCCUUUUACUUCAAACCAACCUUCCAUUCCCCCAAAACAUCCUCAACUUUCAUCGGUGAAGAACGAAGCAUGUUGGAAGAGGCAAUGCGUUGUGAUGGGAGUGGCAUCCAUUAUUGGACUAGAAAUGUGCAAUUCAGUGGCAAUGGCCCACGAAGCAAUUGAAAUCAAGACCAUGCCAUUUAGUAACCAAGUAGUAUCAAAUAGCAAUUCUUACGGUGGCGCCAAAUGGAGCGAGAAAAGAAUGUGCCCACCUUGGCAAGGCAAUUCGCUCGAAACGAUCGUGCCGGAGAAUCUUCCCCGGCCGUCGGCACGGCGGAGAUACGAGGCUGUUCGUUCCUCCUCCAAGACUGCGCCGCCGCUCUCCGCCCCGAUCAUAGUCCAAAGCAACAAGGGCAGUUGCUUCUCCAUGUGAAAAAUACUAAAUCAAAUUAAAUUUACUUGUACAUGAUUAUUGUUAAUUUAAUUGCUUGGCCUUUCACACAAACUUUUAAUUUCAUAAUCAUAUCCAUGUGUCAAGUUUUUAUUUCUUGGAUGAAAACUUCAAAAAUAUCUAACGAAUAAUUGUAUGUAAUGAAUAGUACUAGUACUGGAUUGGAUUUAUGCAGUUUUAGUGAUUGUAGUACAUGUAGUACAAAUUCUAAUUCGUUACCUAUCUUAAACCAUGCACAAGCACAAACAUUGUACUA
Glycine soja is the source of this 874-nucleotide messenger RNA. RefSeq lists its product as uncharacterized. The record is from RefSeq and is a predicted model, not a curated record. Lineage: Eukaryota; Viridiplantae; Streptophyta; Magnoliopsida; Fabales; Fabaceae. The transcript is spliced from 2 exons. The coding region runs from base 160 to 600 and encodes 146 amino acids.